This is a messenger RNA of Asparagus officinalis (garden asparagus), 1493 nucleotides long. RefSeq names its product ADP-ribosylation factor 1-like 2. Gene Ontology annotation, biological process: vesicle-mediated transport; intracellular protein transport. The coding region runs from base 188 to 1240 and encodes 350 amino acids. The record is from RefSeq and is a predicted model, not a curated record. The transcript is spliced from 11 exons. Gene Ontology annotation, molecular function: GTPase activity; GTP binding. Gene Ontology annotation, cellular component: cytoplasm. NCBI's taxonomy places the organism in Eukaryota, Viridiplantae, Streptophyta, Magnoliopsida, Asparagales, Asparagaceae.
GUGUGGGAGACAAACACACAACUCCUACAGCAAGAGGGGGGAGAGAGAGAGGGGAGAGUCCUUCUUCCUUGAUCGAACUCUGAAAAUUUCCGACGAAAUCUCUUGAAAUCUCGCCGCUCAACUGAGGAUUUCUAUCGAUUUAGAGGAGAGGAGAGAGGAGAGAGGAGAGAGGAGAGAGAGAUCGGCCAUGGGUCAAGCCUUUAGGAAGCUUUUUGAUAGCUUCUUCGGUAACCAAGAGAUGAGGGUUGUGAUGCUUGGACUGGACGCAGCUGGUAAAACUACUAUACUGUACAAGUUGCAUAUAGGAGAGGUUUUAUCCACAGUCCCGACAAUUGGUUUCAACGUAGAGAAAGUCCAGUAUAAAAAUGUGGUAUUUACGGUGUGGGAUGUCGGUGGGCAAGAGAAACUGAGGCCUCUCUGGAGGCAUUACUUUAACAAUACUGAUGGCCUGAUCUAUGUUGUUGAUUCCUUGGACAGAGAAAGAAUUGGGAGAGCAAAAGCAGAGUUUCAGGCGAUUAUCAGGGAUCCUUUCAUGCUUAACAGUAUCAUAUUGGUCUUCGCGAACAAACAGGACAUGAAAGGUGCAAUGACACCGAUGGAGGUGUGCGAGGGCCUGGGUUUAUAUGAUUUAAAGAACCGUAUAUGGCACAUCCAAGGGACUUGUGCCCUAAAAGGUGACGGCCUCUAUGAGGGCUUAGACUGGCUAGCAAGUACAUUGAAGGAAUUACAAGCUUCAGGACGAUCGACCUCAGCUGGCACUUCCAUUAGACAGGAGCGCAGGAUUGACUUAUUGCGUUCUUGUUAUGUAGGUUUCAACGUAGAGAAAGUCCAGUAUAAAAAUGUGGUAUUUACGGUGUGGGAUGUCGGUGGGCAAGAGAAACUGAGGCCUCUCUGGAGGCAUUACUUUAACAAUACUGAUGGCCUGAUCUAUGUUGUUGAUUCCUUGGACAGAGAAAGAAUUGGGAGAGCAAAAGCAGAGUUUCAGGCGAUUAUCAGGGAUCCUUUCAUGCUUAACAGUAUCAUAUUGGUCUUCGCGAACAAACAGGACAUGAAAGGUGCAAUGACACCGAUGGAGGUGUGCGAGGGCCUGGGUUUAUAUGAUUUAAAGAACCGUAUAUGGCACAUCCAAGGGACUUGUGCCCUAAAAGGUGACGGCCUCUAUGAGGGCUUAGACUGGCUAGCAAGUACAUUGAAGGAAUUACAAGCUUCAGGACGAUCGACCUCAGCUGGCACUUCCUAAUUCUGAUUGCAAAAGACUCUCAGGUGUCCAAUUUGAGUGAAAAUCCUUCGACAAGAAGCUGAAAUUCAUCAGCUGCUUUGCUUUGCUUUGAUAACGAUUGCGAUAUGAUGUCACUGUUUUGGGAUAUAUUAGAAUUAACCUCUCCCCUUGUAAUUUCCACUUGCCGUCUUGAAACCUUUGCUUGCCUGUGGGGAGCUAUUUAGUUAUGUAAAUGCAAUGGUUGACAUGAGAUAAAGAGUGUUUCAAAAGUAUA